GCUCCAGUCUCUCGUGCUGAUAGAGGUCGACGACCUGAUCGUUGCCGGAGAUGCUAAGGUGCUGCCCGAUUUGAAGCGCCGCCUCUUCGAGCGUUUGAAGUUCGGUAAGUGGGAGGAGGGAGAGGCAGACUAUGCCGGAAGGCAUAUCAAGCAGCGGGGGAUAUCGUUUGACGCUCUGCCAGAUUUGUUUCCUGUGAAGACGCGGGCGAUGUUGUCCCACGUUCGCAUCAAAGACAAAGAGCUGCGCAGGUCGCCCACAGCCCAGUCGAAGGCUCCACCAGACCUGCAGGCCAUGCUGAGCGCCAUCGCGAAUCCGCCGAACCCGUCGCCAUCUCCACAGCGGGCGGGCCAGUCAGCAUCGGCUGCAGGGAAGAAGCCUUGCCCGUUCGUCCACUUCAGGAGCGACGUCGGGCCCUCGGCCGGCGCGGCGCAGGGCGACGUCGCCAUCGAGACCAGCAGCGACGAGGGGGGGAAGCCGCUUUUCGCCCAGUUCGACGGCGAGAAGAUCAUCGUGAUCAUGUCGAAUGGGCGGCCGCGGACGGCCAGCAAGUACAAGUGCGGCGACGGCGGCUUCCUGCUCGCGGAGUUCGACGGCCUCACUACGGAGGGCGGCUCGGAGUACGUCUACCACACGGAGCUCACGAACGCUCGGCUGCAAGCAGACGGUACGUUGCAGACGCCGCCCGAGCCUGUCGCGACGAAGGUCAUGAAGGCCAAGGCGAAGGCGAAGGCCAAGGUCGCAGCCGUCCAGCGCGAGCGGGAGCUCGACUUCGUCGAGGCCAAACCCUGGAAGGAUAAGUUGGUGAAGACGCUGCGUGACAAUGCUGGCCCGUAUGGCUACAAACACACGCUCAAGAAGUGGCGCCGCGCCAACCCGUUCGUGAACUUCAGGCCGCCCGUCGACUACGACUACAACUCCGAGUCGGAGCUCAAGUGCAUAUUCAGAUUCGUGCGCAUAUCUGAGCCCCACGUGAUCGUGUUUGGUUCACGUGCAGCGAUGGCUCCCAAGGCAUCGAAGCUGGCUGUCCUCCCAGGUGUCGGUGGCGCCCCCGUGGGCAAGGGUAGAGGCAAGUCGCAGGGCCGCGGCAGGGGCGGCAGGGGGGGCGGCAAGCCGAAGCAGCAGAUUGAUCAUGAGCCGAUCCCCGAGACCGCGAACGUUCCCAAACAAAUCAAGGCCCUGAUGGAUUCGUGCGGCGGCGACGAGACGAAGCUCGAUGCGAUUCUGUCGAAAAUGACAUCUGUUGAGAAGAAGGGGCCGUUCUCUGCCAUGCGUUACUUCCUGGCGUCGAACUCGCCGAGCCGCCUGCAAGAAUACACCGACACUGCUCUUACAGACACCGAGAAGGUCCGAGUGAUCACCCGUAACUCGAGCAAGACUGAGAUCAAGCGGACGAGGGAGGACGCGGUCAUCGACGUAUGGGUGACGCUCGACGUGUUGGGCGGCCCGCUCUACCUGAACAACAAGGAGAUGAUGAAAGGUUUCGAUGGCUGGAGUGCGGCUGCGUCGGGCUCGAGUUCGAGUGCCGCAGCAGGUGCUCUUGUCGACCUCGACCGCUCCGCGCCCAUGAGCAAGGAGGAGAAGGCGGAGGCCAAGAAGAAGAGGGAGGCGGCCAAGAAGGCUGCCGAGCUGGAGAAGCGCCAGAACGAGGAGCAGGAGUUUCUCGACAAGAUUGCGCACAUGCCUGUGGCUGACCAGGAGAAGGAGAAGGCCAAGCGCGCCAACGACCAGGCGUUCGCCCAGGCCAAGAAAGAGUACGAGGCCAAGUACAACGAGGCGAAGACCAAGUCCACCAGCUUCCGCCACGUGUGCGAGGUGAUGGUUCCCCAGACCAUCGGGCUCCUGAACGAGAAGGGGUACCCCGACGCCACGGGCCAGUACCUGAAAGACGAGGCUGACAAGGUCUUGGGCGCCGUCAAGGCGUUCAUCGAGCAGACUCUGGUAGGACAGAAGCUCCAGUUUGGCAACGAUGCGAGGUGGCGACGUGGAGUGUACAGUGCCAAGCGUCACGUUGAACUGAUGCGCUCUGGUGAUGUGGUGGUCGACAUUGGGCCGCUGCAGAUUCCAGGAUUUUCCUGGAUAUAUUUGCGACCUGGCCUCAUGCACGCGGGGUGCCUCGGCGUGACCCAGGAGACCUUGGGAAACGCGAUGUGGGAGAUUUUCGUAGAGUUGGCGCAAUGGUUGCAGAUUAUGUGGCGCGACGUUGUGUUCGGGGAUGUCUCGAGACCGGAUUGGACGGCUUCGCAGGGGCCCUUUUCGGUGGUGCUCUCCCGGGAUUGUGAGAUCGGAGACUCGGCCUCAUCGUUGAGUGUUGUUGACGCUAAGAGUGUUUUCGACACGAUGUCCAGGAAUAGUGCCGGGUCUCGCGCCGAUCGGCGCAAUGCUAUCGAGAUGGCCGUAAUACGUGACUCGCUCAGCGCGGUGGGGUCCACGCUGAGAUGGCUCCCGCGCGGCAUGAUGCCGGCGGGCCCCAUGGCGAAGGUGGAUCCCGGUCGUGGCAACGCGGCGUUGCAUGACGUUCUGACGCGUGCGACUUUGUGCCUCAUAGAUGAG
This is a messenger RNA of Prorocentrum cordatum, 2551 nucleotides long. Lineage: Eukaryota; Dinophyceae; Prorocentrales; Prorocentraceae. The record is from the annotation of a GenBank genome assembly.